Procambarus clarkii (red swamp crayfish) is the source of this 2036-nucleotide messenger RNA. RefSeq names its product U6 snRNA-associated Sm-like protein LSm2. Gene Ontology annotation, biological process: mRNA splicing, via spliceosome. Gene Ontology annotation, cellular component: Lsm1-7-Pat1 complex; P-body; catalytic step 2 spliceosome. The record is from RefSeq and is a predicted model, not a curated record. Gene Ontology annotation, molecular function: RNA binding. NCBI's taxonomy places the organism in Eukaryota, Metazoa, Arthropoda, Malacostraca, Decapoda, Cambaridae.
UUUUUUCUCUGUAAAAGAUCAGCCAAUAUAUAUAGAAUCAAAGUACUUUGCGUUUUUCUACAGUGAUGAUAUAGGAGACGUUGUGAGGGAGAGACUGGAGCCGCCGCCACCACUCGGCCCGACACUCAGACACUCCUCACCACAAUGUUAUUCUACUCGUUUUUCAAGUCCCUAAUUGGGAAAGACGUUGUGGUUGAACUGAAGAAUGAUUUAAGUAUUUGUGGCACGCUUCAUUCAGUCGACCAAUACCUGAACAUCAAGCUUACUGAUAUUAAUGUCACCGAUACAGAGAAAUACCCACACAUGUUGUCUGUAAAAAACUGCUUUAUUCGUGGCUCAGUGGUUCGGUAUGUACAGUUGCCGGUCGAUGAAGUAGACACACAGCUGCUUCAAGAUGCAGCAAGGAGAGAAGCUCAACAGCAACGGCAGUAGUUUGUAAAUUAUGUGUAUUAUUAUUUUCAAUGCUAUUUAAAGGUGUAAUAACAUCUUUAUAUUCAGAUAACGUGUUCUAAUGAAUUUUAUUUCUUAAUUUUUUUUUGUAAUACAGUACACAAGUUGGAAAUACUGUACUAGUACUGUACAGUAUUUUCCAGUACUGUGUAUUUCCAAAUACAGUACAGGUACUAGAAAAAAUGUUUCCAAAUUGGAAAUAUUUGUCUUGGAUAUUACUGUUUUCCAGUAUCAGUUUUUAUUUUAUCACACAAUAAAGAUUGGGGGGUGAUUUUGCUACAUAAUUUUCUUGUAAAUUAGGUUGAAUAAUUAAACAGGCCAGAUAUAGGUGUUACCUAGACUGGGUUGUAUGUGUUGAUCUUACCACAAUUGAUAAAUUGUUUUAAGUACAGUAUAAAUAAAUGUUAACUUGGGUUUGCCAUUUAUGUAAGUUAUGAAUGCUGCUUAAAAGAAAAGAGUUUAAUUAGUUGUUGAUACAGUAAUAAAAUUUGUUGUUCAUAUUAGUAAAAUCUUGUAAUUACAGCAGAAUGUUUAGAAAUUUCCUAAUAUGCUUUGUAAUUACAAAUUUUAUUGAUCAUUUUGGGUGCAAAUUUAAUGUGCAUUAUGCAGUGGUCAGUACUUAUUCUGAUAAGUAAUUUAAUGAUGCUGUUUGCAGUACAGUACAAUACUGUAUUAAAAAAUAUAUAUAUAUUUUUAUUUGCCAUACUCCCCGAAGUGCUAAUAUCCAAUACUGUACUGUACUUUGUACUGCAUUAUAUCAAAGUUGUAAAUUAGGUUGUACAGUGGAACCUCUAUAUUUGUCAGCCCCUAUAUUCAUCAGAUUCAAUAUUCUUCACAUAAUUGGUGACAAAAAACUUUCCCUAUUUCUUACCAUCCCUACUACCGACAUUAAGGAAAUGCUGUCCAAUUAGGCUAAAAUGCAAAAUAUGGUUGAAAAUGACACCCAAACAUUGCCAUAGGUAAUCAAAACAUAAAUGCAGGCAGUGAUAAUGUGAUUUUCUACUUCAGGAAAGUUUAAAAAACAGACAGACAACAUUGGACAAGUUCUUUGCUAAACAGUGCACUAGUGAAUUGUCGGCAAAGGGAAUCAAAUAAUGAUCACCAGAAUUGGAGUUGCCUGAUGUUUUAAUGGGAAGUGACUCCCCUUCUAAACAAUAAUUCCUUUAAAAUCAUAAUGAAAUAAUUUCUUUCCUCCUCUUCAGCUUCUACCAUCAUCUCUCCUUAGUACGGUAAAGGUAAAGUUAUGGCUAAAUUGUUAUUUAUUUUUGUAUUUUGGGGGGCUGGGAUGGUUUACAGUAAUUGAAUUUUAGUUAUUUCUCAUAGGAAAAUUGUUUCCACGUUCGUCAUGCCCUCGGGAGCAGAUUAAUGACAAAUAUAGAGGCUUCACUAUAAUUGAUUGGAAAUGCUGAUAAUAAUACCCAAGGUGUGGCUGCAGGAAAUGCUUUGACCCUCAUCACUUGGCCAAAAAAAAAAAAAUAGAUAGAAGUAAUGAUGACAAGUGACCUUGAUACAAAGAGUCAGAACCCGUCACCCUGUGUUGCGUCAAAUUGGUUAAUAAAAAGUCGGAAAUUCUCUGGAUCGAAAAA